CUGGAGCACUUCCUAGUGAGAUCAACGCCCUGUGCUCAGGAGAGGGGAGGCCAGGGACCCUGCUCUUCACCAUUCUACUCCCACCAGCCAACUCCCCUGUCACAAGGUUGCUACCUCAUUGUCACCGUUCUGCUGGGGUUUCCAUGAAGCUCAUGCCCCUCAGGCCCAGCAGGGAGCUUGACCAAUCUUCCCAGGCUUCAGCGAACUUUGCCCAGACCUAUUGAUCUGCACUCCUGGGCAGGCAGUGGGACCAUCGACAGACGCCAUGAGGGCUCUGCUGCUCCUGGGGUCCCUACUGGUGAGCCUGGAUUUGACACUUCCGGCUCCACCAUGGAAAGGCCCCAAGGAAUUCAAGCACGGAGCUGAUGAGCCUACGGUGGUUCUCACGGCCCAUGGGAAGCUCUGCCACUUCCCCUUUCAGUACCACCGUCGUCUGUACCACAAAUGCAUCCACAAGGGCAGGCCAGGCUCCCGGCCCUGGUGUGCUAUCACUCCCAACUUUGACCAGGACCAGCAGUGGGGAUACUGCUCGGAGCCCAAGAAAGUGAAAGACCACUGCAGCAAACACAACCCCUGCCACAAAGGAGGGACAUGUGUGAACACCCCCAGUGGCCCACACUGUCUCUGCCCAGAACACCUCACUGGGAAGCACUGUCAGAGAGAGAAGUGCUUCGAGCCUCAGCUUCUCCAGUUCUUCCACGAGAAUGAGAUGUGGUUUAGAACUGGGCCAGAAGGUGUGGCCCGGUGCCAGUGCAAGCCCCCUGAGGCUCACUGCAAGCCGCUGGCCAUCCAGGCCUGCAGUGCUGACAUAUGCUUCAACGGGGGCAGCUGCUUCCAGGUGGAGGGCCACCAGCUGUGCCAUUGCCCUGCGGGCUACACCGGACCUUACUGCAACUUAGACACUAAGGCGACCUGCUACGAUGGCAGGGGACUCAGCUAUCGGGGCAAGGCUGGAACCGCUUUAUCGGGUGCGCCAUGUCAGCAGUGGUCCACGGAGGCCACCUACCGGAACAUGACUAAGAAACAAGCGCUAAGCUGGGGCCUGGGCCACCAUGCAUUCUGCCGAAACCCGGAUAAUGACACGCGUCCAUGGUGCUUCGUCUGGAGCGGCGACAGGCUGAGCUGGGACUAUUGCGACCUAGAGCAGUGCCAGACCCCAACCCAGCAUAACCAGAGCUGCGAGCGGUGCCAGACGCUGGCCGUGCGCUCCUACCGCCUUCACGAGGGCUACUCCUCCGUCACCUACCAGCACGACCUGGCUCUGCUGCGCCUGCAGGAAAGCGAAAACAACAGCUGCGCGAUCCCCUCGCCUCACAUCCAGCCUGUGUGCUUACCCAGCGGGGCAGCCCCACCCUCGGAGACAGUGCUCUGCGAGGUGGCCGGCUGGGGUCACCAGUUCGAGGGGGCGGAGGAAUACGCCAGCUUCCUGCAGGAGGCGCAGGUACCCUUCAUCUCCCAGGAGCGCUGCUCCAGCGCUGACGUGCACGGGGACGCCAUCCUGCCUGGAAUGCUUUGCGCUGGCUUCCUGGAAGGAGGCACCGACGCCUGCCAGGGUGACUCUGGGGGUCCUCUUGUGUGUGAAGAAGGAGCUGAAGAGCACCGUCUCACCCUGCGAGGUAUCAUCAGCUGGGGCUCCGGCUGUGGUGACCGCAACAAGCCAGGAGUCUACACUGACGUAGCCAAUUACCUGGCUUGGAUCCAGGAGCAUACUGCUUCAUAACUAAUGAGGGUUAGUCUUCCCCUCACUGUGCUCCCUGGAGUGUGAGGGUGACUAUGGCGUGAUGGCCACAGUGAAGAUA
Cricetulus griseus (Chinese hamster) is the source of this 1799-nucleotide messenger RNA. NCBI's taxonomy places the organism in Eukaryota, Metazoa, Chordata, Mammalia, Rodentia, Cricetidae. The record is from RefSeq and is a predicted model, not a curated record.